AUGAAGGAAGAGAAGGAGCACAGACCUAAAGAGAAACGAGUAAUCCUGUUAAGGCACCAGGGCACCUCACUCAGUAGCUGUGGGGCUUCAGGGGACAGCACCAAAGAGCAAGAUAGGCAGAACCACAAUAAAGAGGCUCUCAGCAAGGUAAUAAUUUGAAUAUUACCUCCUACUUUGACCAAGGAGCAACUUUAAGGAAAUCUUCAACCUGUACCUGAACAUGAUUAUUUUGAGUUUUUUCCUAAUGAUACUAGUGUGUAUCCUCACAUCAACUUUAAAAACCAGGAGAGCAUUAUUUUGUUCAGGGAUUGAUUUGAUAGAUGUGUAUUCCUUGAGAAUAAAGCUCAGGAAUAUCUUGCUAUAGUAGAAUUUGCACCUUUUCAAAAAGCUACAAAAAAGAAGCCUAAGAAAAGAGAUACUAAAGUUGGGACUACCGAUGAUGAUCCAGAAUUUAGAAUAUUUUAGUAGAGUUGUGCCACAGAUAAUGAAAAAAUGACAUCUAUUCCAGAGACACUGUUAGAAGAAAUCAAAGCUAAAAACAGAGAAAUAAAAGCUAAAAAGACAACACCACUUUUGAGCUUCCUGAAAAACAAGCAGAGGAGAGAAGAGAAAAGGGAAGAAAGAAGGCAGUGAGAAAUAGAAAGAAAAAAGACAGAUCAAGAAGAGAGAAGAAAAUAGAAAGAAGAAAAACAUAAAAGACAAAAUAUAGAAAAGUUGAAGAAGGUAGAUAGAGUACCAGAAAGGGGCAAAUCAAAGGAUGAACCAAAGAUUAAGCUGCUCAAGAAGCCAGAAAGAGGAGAUGAAAAAGAAUUGGAUAAAAGAGAAAAAGCCAAGAAACCCGACCAUGAUGAAAGGGCCAGUGGGCAGAGCUGCACACUGCCCAGGACUUCUGAGGGGGAGCUUGAAGGGGAAAAGCUGAAGAGACCUGAAGGUGAGAGUAUCAGGGACUACAGCUCUGCUACAGACAGAGACAGGGACAGAGACAGUGACAGGGACAGAGGCAGACAGAGACAGAAGAGAGAGAGAGAGAGGGAGAGAGACUGAGAGGGCAAGAAAGGGGAGCCCUGCAGGCAGAAAGAGUGCUAUGACAAAGAGAAGGCUUAUAAAAGAAAGGAAGAAAUUUAAAAAGAGAAAGAAGCACUUCCAGAUUAAGGAACGAAGAAUGAAAAUACAGAAUGAGUCACAGCAGAAAAAACUGAAAAGAAAAAGGAAGUGGUUAAGAGAGAACACAUAAGAAACAAAGAUCGCCUGGCAAGGCAGCAUUACCGACCAGGAGCUCAGAGCCAAGAUCAACUGUGUGCCCCUGAUGACAGCACCAAGUCUGGAGAUUCAGCAGUAGAAAAAAAACAGGAAAGUGGUAUUAGCCAUAGAAAAGAAAGAGGAGUGAUAGAUUAG
Molecule: messenger RNA, 1395 nt
Organism: Cavia porcellus (domestic guinea pig)
Lineage: Eukaryota; Metazoa; Chordata; Mammalia; Rodentia; Caviidae
Product: UPF3B regulator of nonsense mediated mRNA decay
Biological process (GO): nuclear-transcribed mRNA catabolic process, nonsense-mediated decay; positive regulation of translation
Cellular component (GO): cytoplasm; nucleolus
Molecular function (GO): mRNA binding
Source: RefSeq, a predicted model, not a curated record